AACGGACAAGCAAACAGUAGGAUGGCAAAUGAGGUUACCAUUCAGGAUAUCAAGAAAGCUUAUGAAACUAUUUCCCCGUAUGUUCAUACGACCCCCGUCUUCACCAGCUCAACUCUAGACAAUCUUGUUGGAAGAAAAGUGUUUUUCAAAGCUGAGAAUUUGCAGAAAACAGGUUCAUUCAAAGCCAGAGGAGCACUAAAUGCGGUGCAGUCACUAAAGACCAACAACCCGUGUGUUAAGGGCGUUGUCACUCACAGCAGUGGAAACCAUGGGGAAGCUUUGGCGUGGGCCUCCAAAAUCGCCCAAGUGGACUGCACUGUAGUUGUUACACAAGAUACCCCGAAAACAAAGUGUCGAGCCAUUAAAAGCUAUGGGGCUGAUCUUGUGUUUUGUCAGUCUUCCCCUUCGGCAAGAACAGAAACAUGUAACCAAAUUUCCAGCGAAAAGAACUACCCAUAUAUUCCUUCAUCUGAUCACUAUGAUAUCAUUGCAGGACAGGGUACAAUAGCUGUAGAGUUCUUGAAGCAGGUGCCAGAAUUGGAUGCCAUUUUGGUUCCUGUUAGUGGUGGAGGAAUGGCCUCAGGGAUUGCCAUAGCAGCUAAAGCCAUUAAACCAGAUAUUAAAGUGUUUUUAGUUGAACCCGAGGGGAAAAUGUGCGAAAUAUGCCUCCAAACAGGAAAACGACUCUGGCCCAACCCUCCUCAAUUUCUAAAUACAAUAGCAGACGGAUUAAAAUUGCAACAACUAGGGAAGUUAACAUGGCCCAUUAUUCUAGAUCUCGCAGAAAAGGAAGUAUUCUCAGUGACUGACGAAGACAUAAUAAAGGCAAUGAAAUUUGUUUUCGAGAGAAUGAAGUUGGUGAUAGAACCGGCUGCCGGUACUGGAGUAGCCGCUGUGAUGUCAGAAAGAUUGGCAGCGAUGGAUGCCAACAUGAAGAAUAUAGGCGUUAUACUGUGUGGUGGAAAUGUGGACAUCGACAAGCUACCCUGGUACUGAUCGAGUACAAGAUACUUUGUACUAACUGCAUGGUCUAUUAGAAGUUUGUUUAUUUGAUAUAUAUAAAAAUCAUAUGUGCAACAUCGGUGCAAUUUUGCUCACACAUUUUAUUUUAUUACAUGUACGAUACAUUUUAUUAUUAUACAUUCAUUUUACUUAUGUCGGUAGUAGAGAUGUUGAUAGACAAUUUGGACCAUAAAGUAUACAGUUGUUGAAGUCAAUUGAUAUUUUCUCCACGUCCCAUAGACAAAAAAGCUAGGAAAUAUCCGCAGUGAUUUUUUAUAAUUUGUACAUAACUUGGCAGAAUUUUAGAGGAGAAAUGUGGCAUUUUUUCCUUUUGUUGAGAAUUUUUAUGUUUCUAACA
Saccostrea cuccullata (small rock oyster) is the source of this 1360-nucleotide messenger RNA. Its product is annotated as serine racemase-like. The record is from RefSeq and is a predicted model, not a curated record. Gene Ontology annotation, molecular function: ATP binding; threonine racemase activity; serine racemase activity. Gene Ontology annotation, biological process: D-serine biosynthetic process. Lineage: Eukaryota; Metazoa; Mollusca; Bivalvia; Ostreida; Ostreidae. The transcript has 9 exons. The coding region runs from base 22 to 996 and encodes 324 amino acids.